CGUCUCCAAUUUUUAUAUCCAUACAUUAUUUGUUAUAAUUGUUUCCUUAGUACUUCAAUCACAUCACCAAGAAUUUCCAAUUCCUAUUCCAAUAACUUCUCAUAUAUCUCACAAUUCCUCAGAGACUUUCUCUGUUUCUCCUUACUUUUCCUGGCUUGAGAUUUAUCUUUCAACCCGAACUUCAAUAUUGUAUUCCUUGACUUUUGCUACUCUCCAAGUUUCGAUUCGUUUAGGAAAGCUUCCUUAACAGCAACCAACUCCUUCCUCAUUGAAAAGACCAAUUCACUUUCCGCACUACUCUACUCUACUCAGGAUUACUAUACAAACUACCGAUCAGCAACACGCCCACUAACUAUCUUCUCGACCUACUACGUUCAAAACUACCACCGGUCCGACCAAUUUCUCUAGAGUAGGAUUGGCGGAGACUUCCAUGGCUCCCCAGAUAGCUCGAUUUUAGGUUUUACAGUCCAUCUCCAUCAUCAACUACCGCUGGGAGAUUUCAGGGAAAUUCACAGAGUAUAUCGGCAAAUACUUGGGGAUAGUCAAUAGUUAAAAGCAACAUUUGAAAUUACACCACCUACCACCAGAAUUCUCCCUCCACCUUCCCUCGAGCACCUUCCAAUCAACAAACCUCACUCCUCCAAAAGAUAGAUAGCUCAACCUCCAACAAUCAACACACACACACUCAUUCCCCAAUGCAUCAGACUUCAGUUAGGCCGGCUUCGUUCAGUUUUCUUUUACCUCCCACGCCACAGACUCCCUUUGGAAUCGAUCGUAGGAAGGACGUUGGAUUCCCUCUCACACUCCCACAAAUCAACCACUCAGGAUACAUAGAAGCUCCGGUUAGAGUUGGGCUUCGAACUCCACCUGAAGACGACAUGCAUGCAACAUAUCCAGGACCGCCAUAUCCUCAUUAUAAAGGCCGGCAUAAUGAGACCGGUCCAGAGUCUCUAAAUUUCAUCAGGACAGGCGAUUAUGAUGGAUCAGCUACACAAUCUAGAAUUUCACAAGCACCCGGAGACUUAGUACACAGAGUAUCUAAGAUUGUGGAGCCCUCUCAACCAAGGGAAUCUUAUAAUUGGCCAACAGUAAAACCCAAGCGUGCAUCUGAAUCUUUCUACUCUUCUGCCCUGACAACCCUGGAGUCUGAAUCUACUCGAAAGCCGCAAGCAAAAAAACCAACUACAGACAAUAUUCAUCCCAGUCUGCAAAUACCAAAAUCAAUAAAUGACAGUGGUGGGAGUUUGGCCGAAUUCGCUGCACAGGUAAAUUGCACUCCUUGAUAUUUGUACUCAACUAUGAAUAUGGUCUGACUUACUAGAUUACUUGUUUGUUCUGGUUUGAAUCUACCGAUACAUUGAAGAGGGCGGAAAAUUCAUGGGCAGGAUCAACGACCAUAGAAAGACUACGACCAGAAGCGUUCCCGUCUGUCGGGUUUACAAAAUGGGUUGUCACGAUUCUCAUGACCACGCAGGUCUCACAGAAUGUGAUAUUAUUAGCGCUACUUUUCAUUUACCGUCUGAAAUCCAUUAACCCAGUAGUUAAAGGGCGAAGUGGCAGCGAAUACAGACUCUUAACGGUGGCAUUGAUGCUGGGCAACAAAUGUGAGUCAACAAUGAUAUAUAGACCACGAAAAUCUUUACUUACAAUACAAUAGUUCUCGAUGACAACACAUAUACCAACAAGACAUGGGCCGAAGUUUCAGGAAUCUCUGUCACUGAAAUCCAUAUAAUGGAAGUCGAGUUUUUGAGCAACAUGCGCUACAGCUUACUUGCAACUGAGGAUGAGUGGAAAGAAUGGCAACUGACGCUUGGGAAAUUCGGGAGCUUUUGUGAUCGGGCCGUAAAAUUAUCUCCUCCACCCAUGUACCAACCGACCCUGCCAUCUCCUCCUGCGUCGAUGCAAGCUCCGUCUCCAACACAAACGAGUCAAUAUGCAUCCCCAGCCGGAUCAUACAAUCUUACCCCUCAGUGGCAUGCUAUUAGCAACGCCACUCAGUUGGUGUCGCCACUAACAACUGCUUCGACCCCUUCGGACCAAGAUUUCCACCCGAAUGCAAGAAAGAGAAGUUUCGUGGAAGAUGCUGAAGAACCGGUGGCAAAGCGUGUGUCUAGGUCAAUAACCUCAACAUCUAAUUCCCUUAAAGACUUCAACAUGACUCCUCGACCUCGUUUACCCCCUGUACCUAAUUUGACGAUCUCGACAAACCAAGCGAUGGGCGGGAAUAGUGGCCUCCCUAGCUUUUCUCAAAACGCACCACUUUUACCUCCUUUGAACGUCAGUCGAGCCAUGUCCACAGUCUAUCCAACUACUCCGACUUAUCCACAACACAUUUUAAGUCAUACCCUUUCUGGGUCACAAACUAGUGGAUCACAAGUCGUUGCAUAUCAACACGGCAAUCAAACUGUUGGCGCUCCAUGUGGCCAACGUAGUCCUCGUUCAGCCGUCCAAGAACUACUUGCAUCAGUUCCUUCCCCACUCAGUGCAUCCUUCCCUGGAACCUCCGGUCACAUUUCACCGUCUGUUUUCUACCAACAAAGAAACUCGCCCUACAAGCCUAUUCGCCACGUUAAUACCCUCCUCUAUCCACCACCAUCUACCUCGAUGCACGAUUAUGCAGUCAACACAAACCAUAUACAUUAUCAACCGUUGGGCAAGAGGCAUGAUUAUCGAUCCGGUGUUGUACCCGGAUAUGGUCAUCAAGCUGCCAACCAAUGGCCUGUACUACCUCAACCCAAUUUUCACGGAGUAUAAACUUCAUUUUUGUCGAUGAAUACUACUAAUGUGAAGAUCAAUUUUCAAUAAGUUCAAUCUCUCAAAAAUAAAAGAAAGUCGAAUGGAUCCUUUAAAAAAAGGAAUUCGCAUCAAAGGAGCAUCUUAGCCAUGGCGUUUUAUGGUUUUAUUUUCUUUUUUUCCAUUAUGGGAGCGGCGGGGCUGGAUCGCAUAUUUAUUAGCAAGCAGCUGUUAUACCAUUAUUGCAUGUAUCAAGACUGGUGUUUUUGGGAGUCCCUCGAUUAAGAGGGACAUUGUAUUUUUUAUUCUGGGAUUUUGAUGUUAACUUCAUAUGAAGCGAGGGAAUUUAUUCAACAUUGAAAAGACGUUGUUCGGAUCCACGGAACACACAGGAUUUGUGUGAGAAUUUAUGAUUAGUACAAGAAGGAAUCAAUGGAAUGAAAGCGGUGGAAUGGAUUGGGGAAAAUUCACCUUUAAGGAGAUGAGAAGAUGUGUCUGAUGGGAUUUUGGGAAAUGGUACCUUCAUUUGAGCCGUUCGGGAUAUGAUGGCCUUGAGUUUUAUGUUUACAUACACUAUGGGUUUCCAUUGACGGAUGAGAUGUAUGUGUUAGAUAUAUGUAUGGUACGUAAUGUGUGCGUUGCUUUGCUAGUUUGCCCUUGCAUACACCCUUCAAUGCUGUAUGUGGCUGGCUGUAGUAGCUAAUGGGGCGAGGAAGGGAAACAAGAAGAGAAAAGAGAAAUUUGAUGAAUUAAAUAUAUUGAUACC
Sclerotinia trifoliorum is the source of this 3499-nucleotide messenger RNA. NCBI's taxonomy places the organism in Eukaryota, Fungi, Ascomycota, Leotiomycetes, Helotiales, Sclerotiniaceae. The record is from the annotation of a GenBank genome assembly.